GUGCACAUUGACAUGGACACCUCAAAUCGCCUUACGGUUGUUUAGAGUUAAACGCUUUUCUCGUGUCUGUAGGUGAUUGAGUGUAAGAGACUUAAAAAACGGGAAUCGGCAUUAAAUUAUCUGUUACAGCUCAGCUUGUUCUUUUGAAUUUUGAGGAAGACACGUCGACCCCCGGUCUCUCUUCCGUCCGCUGACGGAUUUAUCCUCUCAGCUGUUGGGCGAAAAGUGGAGAGGAAGCAAACAUGCCUAAACCGAUCAAUGUCCGUGUGACCACCAUGGAUGCAGAGCUGGAGUUUGCCAUCCAGCCUAACACCACAGGAAAACAGCUUUUUGACCAGGUGGUGAAAACAGUAGGUCUGCGGGAGGUUUGGUUCUUCGGUCUGCAGUAUGUGGACAGUAAAGGUUACGUCACCUGGCUAAAACUGAACAAAAAGGUGACCCAGCAAGAUGUGAAAAAAGAAAACCCUCUGCAGUUCAAGUUCAGGGCCAAGUUCUUCCCAGAGGACGUUUCUGAGGAACUGAUCCAAGAGAUCACACAGAGACUCUUCUUCUUGCAGGUCAAAGAGGCCAUUUUGAACGAUGAGAACUACUGUCCUCCAGAGACGGCCGUGCUGCUGGCUUCAUAUGCUGUCCAGGCUAAGUAUGGAGACUACAACAAAGAUGUCCAUAAGGCUGGAUACCUGACCCAUGACAGACUACUGCCUCAGAGAGUUCUGGAGCAGCACAAGCUGACGAAGGAGCAAUGGGAGGACAGGAUACAGGCCUGGCAUGAGGAGCACAAAGGAAUGCUCAGAGAAGAUUCAAUGAUGGAGUACCUAAAAAUUGCUCAAGACCUGGAAAUGUACGGAGUGAACUACUUUGAGAUCAAAAACAAGAAGGGCACACAGCUGUGGCUGGGCGUGGACGCUCUAGGUCUCAACAUCUAUGAACACGACGACAAAUUGACACCAAAGAUCGGCUUCCCCUGGAGUGAGAUCAGAAACAUCUCAUUUAAUGACAAGAAGUUUGUGAUCAAGCCUAUUGACAAAAAAGCACCUGAUUUUGUGUUUUAUGCCCCGCGACUGCGCAUCAACAAGCGUAUUUUGGCGUUGUGUAUGGGAAACCACGAGUUGUACAUGAGGAGAAGAAAGCCUGACACCAUUGAAGUGCAGCAGAUGAAGGCCCAAGCCCGGGAAGAAAAGCACCACAAGCAGAUGGAAAGGGCCCAGUUGGAGAAUGAAAAGAAGAAACGAGAACUUGCCGAGAAGGAGAAGGAAAGAAUAGAGCGGGAGAAGGAAGAGCUCAUGGCGAGGCUGCGGCAGAUCGAAGAGCAGACCAUGAAGGCUCAGAGAGAGCUUGAAGAACAGACUCGCCGGGCCAUGGAGUUGGAGCAGGAAAGACAGAAAGCACGAGAGGAGGCCGAGAAGCUGGAGAGGGAGAGACAAGCAGCUGAAGAGGCCAAGGCAGAGCUGGCCAGGCAGGCGGCAGACCAGCAGAAGACCCAAGAGCAACUGGCCACCGAGCUGGCCGAGUUCACAGCAAAGAUUGCUCUCCUGGAAGAGGCCAAGAGGAAGAAGGAGGAUGAGGCCACCGAGUGGCAGCACAAGGCUCUGUCUGCUCAGGAGGACCUGGAGAAGACCAAGGAGGAGCUGAAGACCGCCGUGACGCCCGCGCCCGCUCACCCGGGCGGCGACGGCGACCCCGAGCACGACGAGCAGGACGAGAACCACGCCGAGGCCAGCGCCGAGCUGUCCAACGAGGGCGUCUGCCAGCUGGACCUCCGCAGCGAAGAGGCUCGCGUCACCGAAGCGCAGAAGAACGAGAGGGUCAAGAAGCAGCUGCAGACUUUGAGCUCGGAGCUGGCCGACGCCCGAGACGAGACCAAGAAGACGCAGAACGACGUGCUGCACGCCGAGAACGUCAAGCAGGGCCGAGACAAGUACAAAACGCUGCGGCAGAUCCGGCAGGGCAACACCAAGCAGCGCAUCGACGAGUUCGAGUCCAUGUGAAAGCGGAGCCGCCUAGUUUUCCUCUACCUGCCCAGGCAAUCUGGUUAAAUUGCUCGUCGGACAUUGCCAAAGCUUAAGAUAGAGCUGCUCUGAACUAGAUAUUCACCGCCAGAGCCAGUCAUCAUUAAUCCUAAAAUGUUUUGGGAAAGAGCAACUGUAAAACCAAAAGCUAGGUUUUAUUUUGUACUGAAUCAACCUGGCCAUAGAAAGCUGUUUUAAAUUUUUUUUUUUGUCGUUCUUGUUUUCCUUAACCCGUGUAUGCAAAGCUUUAGUCGGAUAUCCCUUAUUUUCUGCUUUUGUUUCUCGCUUGUUUUAUCGAUGGUUUGGGGGAAAACCAGGUCAUAUUGGCGUUUGGAGAGCUUCUGUUACAUCAUGUCAAAACAUAUCGAAUAUUAGAGCUGAGGUUACUUCACUAUGUCCUUUCAAUUCAAACUAUGAUUUAAUAUUUAGAGGCUUAUGUGGAAAAAACGGAGCUGCAGUAUUUUUUUUUAUUUUUUAUUUUUAAUGGCUGGCUGAUCAAAAACCAGCAGUAUUUUUGAGAUUUUAAAAGAAAUCUUUUCUGUGAAUUAGAAGCGAACAAAGUUUGGACAAUUGAAUGUAGCAAAGAUUACAAAGGGAAAAUGUUUUGGGGUUUUUUUGUUGUUGUUUUUAUAUAUAUACAUAUAUAAAUCUAUAGUCAUAGUAGUAACUAAUCAGAUUGUGCCACUCAGCUGUCGCCCUCAAGUUUAAAAGUAUUAUUAAAGAUAAGCUAAAUGGUU
Gambusia affinis (western mosquitofish) is the source of this 2746-nucleotide messenger RNA. RefSeq names its product radixin-like. Lineage: Eukaryota; Metazoa; Chordata; Actinopteri; Cyprinodontiformes; Poeciliidae. Gene Ontology annotation, biological process: regulation of cell shape; positive regulation of early endosome to late endosome transport; regulation of organelle assembly. Gene Ontology annotation, cellular component: adherens junction; microvillus; apical part of cell. The transcript has 15 exons. The coding region runs from base 243 to 1988 and encodes 581 amino acids. The record is from RefSeq and is a predicted model, not a curated record. Gene Ontology annotation, molecular function: cell adhesion molecule binding; actin binding.